Serpula lacrymans var. lacrymans S7.9 is the source of this 393-nucleotide messenger RNA. RefSeq lists its product as uncharacterized. Lineage: Eukaryota; Fungi; Basidiomycota; Agaricomycetes; Boletales; Serpulaceae. The coding region runs from base 106 to 393 and encodes 95 amino acids. The transcript has 2 exons. The record is from RefSeq and is a predicted model, not a curated record.
GAGAGUCCUGAAACUUCUACCACUGAUCGGAAAUCAGACGGUCUCUUCUGGACUCCGAAGGAGGUCAAGGAGUCUGAACGUGAAAGCAGUUACUUUGCUGAUCGGAUGGAUCGACAGAGUGAAGACCCUUAUGGAACUGGAAGGCGCGACCGAACGAAAAGUCGUGCUGGGUCCAUCAGUGGAGUAGGAAUGGGUUCUUACAGAGCUCCUUCCAUCUUGGAAACGAGCGGGGGACUCCUAGACCGGCCUAAGAUGUCUCCUUUUGUAGAUGAGCCUGAAGAUAUGACCAAACCGUCACAGGUAGUACCGCAAGUACCACGUCCACCACUUCAUUUCGACCUCCUCUGCCUCCCACCGUUCUUGAGCGUAACAACGAUCCGUUCGAUAUCAUGA